AUGAAUUCAAACGGCAGCCUGAGCUUAGGAGGAAGCGGCAGCCUGACCCCAGGAGGAGGCGGCAGCCUGAGCUUAGGAGGAGGCGGCGGCCUGAGCCUAGGAGGAGGCGGCGGCCUGAGCCUAGGGGGAGGCGGCGGCCUGAGCUCAGAAGGAGGCGGCGGCCUGAGCUCAGAAGGAGGCGGCAGCCUGAGCCUAGGAGGCGGCAGCCUGAGCUUAGGAGGAAGCGGCGGCCUGAGCCUAGGAGGAGGCGGCAGCCUGAGCUUAGGAGGAAGCGGCGGCCUGAGCCUUGGAGGUGGCGGCAGUCUGAGCUCAGAAGGUGGCGGCGGCCUGAGCUCAGAAGGAGGCGGCAGCCUGAGCUCAGAAGGAAGCGGCAGCCUGAGCAUAAAAAUUUAA
Molecule: messenger RNA, 393 nt
Organism: Drosophila novamexicana
Lineage: Eukaryota; Metazoa; Arthropoda; Insecta; Diptera; Drosophilidae
Product: glycine-rich protein 23-like
Exons: 2
Coding region: 1-393 (130 amino acids)
Source: RefSeq, a predicted model, not a curated record